AUGAUUUCAAGUCAUUUUUCAAGAAUACCUUUCAAUUUCAUACAGAGAACAACACUCAUGCUCAUAGAUGGCUAAUAUUCUGGUAUUGGAAAUGUUAAGUACUUCCGAACUGUACUAUGUUAUGAAUUAAAUUUUGUAAUCAUUUUAUAAAUGAAAAAAAUUGGAAUUAAUUUGUUAACACUCGUUACUCUGAUAAAUCCAUCUUUCUCCAUCUACCAGAAUUUACUACUUUCAAUCAGUAUCUGUAUUAUGCUAUUUAACCAAUACUUACUUUACCAUCAAUAUUUUAACAUUAAAAAAUUAGCUCAUGUAAUGAUUUACUUAAAAUGGAUUAUGAUGUAUGCCUAACUAUCUUAAAGUUGUACAUAAUAGUAAAUAUGUGCUCAACUCAUUUUGCUCACAGAACUUGACUUGUUUAUUAAAACAAUCAUUGGGAUUGGAUCUUCAAUCAAUUCUAUCCUACAACCAAACAUUUAUGGAUUUUACUUUACGAUUCCUUAUAUGAUAGUGAUUUUGAGUGUAAUAUUGUAUGAUUAUUGGAAACAUCUUCAAAAAAAUGAAAAUAGCAGUACUUAACUGCAAAAAGCUAAGUUUAUCAAUUCUAAAUAAUUGUCAAAUCAGUUUGACUAAUAGUCCUCUAAAGUCUAAAUUCAAGGGAAUUGUGUAAAGUCUCCUGGCUUAGAAUGUCCUGAUUAAUUAAAUAGUCCGAUGAUUUUGGAUAUGCAUUGUAAUGAAGAAGAGGAUGUUCUAGCUCACAUGUACAUAUUGGAUAUCUAUAAUCUAGGUCAUGGAUUCACAAUCAAUCUAUUCUAGUCUAUAAUCAAAAUUUCGAAAUCACAUACCAAAACUUCUACUUAGGGAAACUUACAAAUCCACAAUUCUCAGGAGUCAACCAAAAUAAUGAUUAUGAGUAAAUCUUUCUCGAAUGCGUGAUUGAAAUAGGAAGUAGAGAAGUCAAUGAUUUAUUUGGGAACUCAGAAGUAGACUUGGAUUAAGAAGAGUACUAUAACCUUUUAUCAACAAUAGCUCUUUAAUAUUAGACAGCACUGUACACAGUAGAUAUAAAAUUAAAGGUGGAUUAUAAAAAAUAAGAUAAAUGGUUGCUGCUUUAUUUAACAAUUAUUAAAAGUAUGAAUAUAAAUUUAUUAUAGAUGGAAAUUCUUUACCUUUACACUUUUCAAAAUAAAAAGCAAUGAACUCGAUUUUAAGAAUAUUGGUAUCAAAGUGUUAGUCACUGAAGUGAAAUCAAAGCUCUAUACUCUGUUCAUGUUUGAAACAAUACAAAAGGAGAACUCAAAAAGAGUAUUAGAUGAACCGGUUUAAUUUUUAAAUGUUUUCUAAACUUUUCUUUCCGAAUCCAACAAUUACAUUAAUGCUAUUCAUUUAUUACUUCUAUUAUGCUCUCACGAUCACGAAAAGAAUUCAGGUAAAAUUUCAAAAGAAUACUUAAAACAAAUGAGAAUGAGCACUUAAAAGCUUAUGAUUUUUUUGGGAACCAUGAAAGACCUUUCUCUUCAACUCACGAAUCAAUUGACCUUUAAAAACUCAAGCUUCAAACUCACUGAUAUAUUGGAUGAACUCCAACUCAUAUACGAGGAUUGCUUAAAAAUUAAGGAGAUCUCAAUCAUUCAAAUAAUAGAAAAUGAUUUGAUAGUUUUCAAUGAUUCCGAUCGAGUAAACUAUAUAUCCUAUUUAGACUAAACAAAUUCUAAAAUGUCUAUUCGAAAUAGCUAUCAAAUUUACUGUUGCCUCCAAAAUCAGAAUAGAUAUUCAUUAGGUAUCACCAAACAAUUAUCAAUUUCAAAUCAAAGACAUUCCAUUUAGAGAAGAAAGCGUAAAGUCUCAAUAUCAAACAGUUCUAAAGAAUACAGCAUAAUUAAUGAAAACUAAUUGCAAAGAUUUUGAUAUGAGCAAUCUAUUGGAAUUGCAAAUGUCAGCAAUUCUAGCCUUCUCUCUUUCUGGAUCUCUCAGAAAACCAUUAGAGAUAAGCUUUGAUAACCAACUUUAAGGAACUUUCACUUUUACUGUUGAAUCACUUCCAAUUAAUGGUAAACAUGGUAAUCACAAUUAAUAAAUCAAACCUAAGCGUGCAUUUGAAACAUCACUAUCUAUGUUAUUAGCAUAAGCAUAAGACAGUUCUCAAUAUAAGUAUGAAGAAUCAAAGUACAUGUCUUUUACUUAGAUAUCAAAGCAAUACUCACUCAAACCAGAUGUCCCAUUUGAUUUACAGAGUGCUCAUUUUUCACAAAUAUCCAAAAUCAAAUAAGAGUCUCCUUAAAUUAAACCUCUAGGUUCUUAAGCUCAAAUAAAUUCUGGUGGAACCAAUAAAGUGUAGGAUUCCUUGUUUCCUAAAAGUUUAAACAAUUACAAUCCUUCAAAAGCGAUCAAAAGUGAUUCUGCUAUCAAUGAAUCUUCCAGACCUAUGACUAGUGCUUUGGAUUUUGGAGAAAGUACCAAUCCAAAUAUCGAUCUCCAGGAGUUGAGUCCAAAGUUUUUACAUUCUGUAAUCAAGUUCAAAUUAACUAAUUAAUGUUGUUCAAAAGUCAUAAUUGCAGAUAACGAUUAUCUGAAUGUAUCAGUACUCUAAAUUCUACUCAAUAAAUAUGAGGUUAAAUCUGAUAAAGCAUUUACGCAGCAGUAGACACUUUAGUUAAUAAGAAGUAAGUCACUUAGUCCAUGCAGAUGCAAAAACGGAGCUUAUUUAAUUUACUUUAUUGAUGUCUCCUUGCCGGUAUGUAUUCCCACAUAUAUAGCAAUCAGCAGUGGAUUUGAUCAAAGAAAUCAAAUAACUAUUUAAAUCUUUGUUAGUAGACAAGGGCUUCAUCAUUGCCAUGGCUAGUUAUAGUGAUAUGGAUUUGAAAUUGAGUUGCUUCAACUCUGGAAUCGAUUAUUUCAUUACAAAACCUUUUGAUUUAUUUGAAUUAACUGCUAUUCUUUAAUAUAUAUAGUUUUGA
Messenger RNA from Paramecium octaurelia, 2954 nucleotides. The record is from the annotation of a GenBank genome assembly. NCBI's taxonomy places the organism in Eukaryota, Ciliophora, Oligohymenophorea, Peniculida, Parameciidae.